This is a messenger RNA of Danaus plexippus (monarch butterfly), 1352 nucleotides long. It is a transcript of the gene MsrA, whose product is annotated as peptide methionine sulfoxide reductase. Bases 143 to 844 code for a protein of 233 amino acids. Gene Ontology annotation, molecular function: peptide-methionine (S)-S-oxide reductase activity. The transcript is spliced from 5 exons. The record is from RefSeq and is a predicted model, not a curated record. Lineage: Eukaryota; Metazoa; Arthropoda; Insecta; Lepidoptera; Nymphalidae.
CAUUCGGUGACCAGUGUUCGCCGGGCCGCUAUUGGUAUAAGACGUGUCACGGCUCCACUCUUCAACCGCUCUAACCACGCGGGGAAUAAAUAUAAAUUUCUGCGCUGCAUUUUAAUUCAAAAUAACCCUAAUAUCCUCGUGUAUGCUGACACUUAUAAGAAAAUUUUGCACAAUGAAACCACCGACAAAUGCAGCGCUUUUACAUGAUGUGGACAUCCCUACAAAGAAGGCCACCUUCGGUAUGGGGUGUUUCUGGUCCAACGACUCAUUGUUCGGAGCUACACCAGGAAUCAUUCGCACGAGGGUCGGUUACGCUGGUGGAACCACCAAGAACCCUCAUUACAGAAAUAUAGGAGACCACACAGAAGUUAUCGAAUUAGACUAUGAUCCGAAAACGGUGACCUUCGAAGAGCUUCUCGAUAUAUUUUGGGCGAACCACGAGUACGGGCUCACAACUAAGCUCAAGAGACAGUACCAAUCUAUGAUUCUGUACCACGACGAGGAACAGCGCAAAGUAGCCGAACAGUCUUACAACAAGAUGCAGGCUAGAUGCAACGAACCCUUACGCACUGAGAUCGCGCCAGCGGACGCGUUCUACGCAGCGGAGGAUUAUCAUCAAAAAUAUAGAUUGCAAGGUCACAAAGAUCUCUGUCGGAGUCUAGGUCUGGACUCAUCUAAACUACAGACUUCCCAUCUAGCUGCUAGAUUGAACGGCUAUCUGGUGGGAGUGGGAGGCAGGUCUCAGUUCGAGGAGGAGGUCAAUAAAUUGGGUCUCAGCGAGAAACAAGCGGAUUACGUGCGUCACGAGAUAGAACGCAACGAAGGAGGAGGUCUCGCUUGCUGAUUUUUUUUUAUCGAGAGCUUGUGAUAUUUAAUGUUAUGUCAAAAUGUAAAUCUAUGGUCAUAGGCUGCUGUUUAAAUUUCGAACAUGGAAAUUAACGGCGAAAUUUUUUAAUAUAUUUUAAGCUAUAUCGAAGUUGCAAAGAGGUCUCAUAUAUCUUUAUAUAUUCCAAACAAUCCUGUAUUUAUUCAUCUUGGUCUGUUCUGAGCACAGCAACUGAUAUAAUUGCAAUAAUGUUUUAUAGAUAUUUAUCGUAUCAAUAACGGCAGCCUGCAUUUUUGUUGUUAUGUUAUAGGAAUCAUUCCAUUACUUUCUUUAUUGUCACGUGGUACACCGUCAUAUCCAUAUAAUGAUUAAGAAUACGAAAGAACUAGUUUUAAGUAAUUUCAGUAUUUAAUUUAAAGUAAAAAUAAUAAUGCCAUAAUCAGAAGUGAAAACUUUGGACUUCAAUUGUAUAUUCUUGGUCCGUCGUUCUGCUUGGAACUGUUGAAAAAAUAAAUACACGUACACA